Molecule: messenger RNA, 5230 nt
Organism: Panthera uncia (snow leopard)
Lineage: Eukaryota; Metazoa; Chordata; Mammalia; Carnivora; Felidae
Gene: SMIM42
Product: small integral membrane protein 42
Exons: 2
Coding region: 4281-4493 (70 amino acids)
Source: RefSeq, a predicted model, not a curated record
UUGGGGCAAUGCUGUCCUUUUUUUAAUUCAUUGUUUUUUCUCGUGUUGAACUUCAAGACGCAGCAAUGAAAUGUUCUUAAAAGAGCCCUAAAGCAGGGGUUGCAAUCUGGCCUGUGUAACAGAGCAGCGGUGGGGUUGGCAGUCACCUGAAGGUCCGGCCCUGGGCCGGUGGUCUCUGAGGCUGGGAGGGAACGAGGCUCCGCCCGCCUUCUCGUGCUGGGGGUGCUAUGGACCCAGGCCUGCCGCCCCCAGCCUCCAGGCCCCUGGGCCACAGGGCCCGAGAAGCGAGCAGGUGGCAGCGUCGGACGCCAUGAGUAUGAUCUGCACGCCGGACGGCGUUGCUGGGGCUGCUGGAAGGAGCGACCAGGAAAGAAAAGACAAGCUUCGUUGGCUCCUUCUUCUCUACCUGCAGCUCCUAAUAAUUCCCCUCCUACGUACCUUCCCAUCUGACCACUUUUCUCCAUCCCUGCCGCCGUUCACGCCAUGUCUUGUUUAAGCGAUUUCCCUGUGUCCGGUGUCCCUGUGGGAUCAUGCUAAAAUGCAAAUGCGAGCAUUAAAACAUGCCAUAGGCUCCCUCACCCCAGCAUAAAGUACACACAUCUUAAGGCUGGGUGGCCUGGCCACCUCCUGCAGCCGUGCUCUCCCACCCUGUGUCCUAGUCAUCCUUAAAUACCAACAGGACCUUUAACCCACCAGGCUACGUUUUACCCCAAGGGCUUUUUUCAUAUAGAAGCAAUUUUAUGAGCGUCCUGAGCUCUGCUGAACAUCAUCCUGACUCGGUUUCUACCAGAGUCUCCUACCAACGCUCUGCACUCCCUGCCUGGCUCUGACAGAUUCUGCAGCUUUCUGCUCCUGUGGUUACCAGAAGUCCAGCCUAGUUAAUCCGCUUUAAAACUUCAGUCUCACACCAGGCCGUACACUCCUUCCUUCCCCCCCACCCUCCGCACCAGCCAGGCUUCCGCUGUGGGACCUGUUUGGGGCGAACUGGCGCACUCUGCGUCCUUCAGUAGGAGGCUCACUAAUUUAAAGUACUUGCUGCGUGGGGAGCUGGAGGAAGCAUUGGGGAAGGUGCGGGAGGAAUGGCCAGGAGUGCUUCUACCUAACUGGGCAUGUAAUUACCAUCCUCUGUCGGUUCUCUGCCUCCCGGGCUAAGGCUGACUGGUCAUGGAUACCUUCCACUUGGAAGGGGCCCAAAUGCCAGCUGUUAAGGGCACAGAGGUUUGUUUUGUGGAAGCUCUCCCCCACUGCACAAUCCCAGAUGGGGAAUCUGCUCCAGCUUAACUGCUUCCCCCAAGCCUCCCUGGUCCUGCCCUUGGUGGUACAACGAGGCUGUGCUGGCUACCGGUUUUCUCGGGAGGAGAGCAGCGAGGUAGCCUGAGCCCCGCUGAUGGCCACACCUGUUCACGUGACUUUCGGAAACCUCACAGAUCUGUCUGCACCAGCAGGAACUCGUUCUCGUUGUUUGACUAGAAUAGAAGGGAAAUUACAGCUCCUGUCACUAGGCUGCAGCCUCUGGAUGUGACAUCCCUUCCUUCGUCUGUUCAACAAGCCACUAUUAACCGACCUGGAAGGGGUGAGGGGGAUUUAAUGCAUGUCUGGCUGGGGCCCUUGGCGCAGUGAGGACGGGAUGACGGGUGAUGGCGUAUCCUGUGCUCAAACACCAGGCAGAGUUCUCAGGAGCUAGAGCCUCCUUCCUUCUGUUCUCCCUCCCUGCACCCCCUCAGUGGGGCAGAAAGGACAAAUUGCCCCACGGGCCCAGGGGAAAUUGCUGCUUGGCCUUCAGAGCCCUGGGAUAAAAUUGGAUAUUGCUCCCAGGACGCAAUUCCAGACGUCCGGCCCUCCCAUAAUAUACCCCUGCCCUGACUUGUCUGUUCUCUCCUUCAAAAUGGGGGCAGGGGCACCUGGGUGGCUCAGUCAGUUAAGCAUCCGACUCUUGAUUUUGGCUCAGACCCUGAUCACACGGUUCAUGGGUUCAAGCCAUGCGUUGGGUUCCUCGCUGACAGUGUGGAGCCUGCUUGGGAUUCUCUGUCUUCCUCUCUGUCUGUCUCUCUCAUAAUAAAUAUUUUUUUAAUGUUUAUUUAUUUUUAAGAGACAGAAACAGAGCACGAGCUGGGGAGGGACAGAGAGAGAAGGAGACACAGGAUCCAAAGCAGGCUCCAGGCUCCAAGCUGUCAGCACAGAGCCCAACGCGGGGCUCGAACUCAUGAGCCGCGAGAUCAUGACCUGAGCCGAAGUCAGACGCUUAACUGACUGAACCACCUAGGCACCCCUCUCAUAAUAAAUAUUUUUUAAAAAUAAAAUAAAAUGGGAACAGCAUUUUUGUCUGAAGAGCCAAGUUCCUGGGUUAACUAAAACAUGAACUUACCCAGAACAUCACAUUCUACUGUUCAUCCAACAAAUACCUAUUGAGCAAUAUUUAUAUGCUAGGUUUUUUGGGGGGUGGGGGAACUACAGUAAAGACAAUUCCUGCUCUCAAGUCACUUACAGUCUGGGGCGGAGAUGUGAAGAAACAGUUUGAGCACCAAGUACUCUGACAGAGACACGCGAAUGUGGCUUGGAGGAGAUACAGGUCGGGAUCCCAAGGAAAACAGCCCUGACUCAGCCUUAAGGUUUGACAAAGGAGGCCAAGUGGAGAACCCAGACCUUCACCCCACCUGGCAUUACUGGGGAGAUGCCCCCACCCACAACUGGCAUGAAGUCAGAGGAAACUUGCUGAAAUAGAAGAUGUAAAUAAGAUCCAGAGUCUCCUAACACCCAAAUGUCCAGAAUACGAUCAAAAUCAUACAUCAUACCAAGAACCAGGAAAAUCUCAAAUUAAAGAAAAAGAAAAGAAGAUAAUAAGCAGAUGCCAACAGCAUGAUGGUGCAGAUAUGGGAAUUAUCUGACAGGGAUUUUAAGGAAUCAUAAAAGUGCUUCAACAAGGAAUUAUGAAUACACUUGAAACAAAUACAAAGUAGAACAUCUCAGUGAAGGGGUGCCGGGGUGGCUCAGUCAGUUAAGGGUUCAGCUCUUGCUUUCAGCUCUUGCUUUCAGCUCAGGUCGUGAUCUCACAGUUUGUGAGAUUGAGCCCCACGUUGGGCUCUGUGUCUGGGCUCAAGCAUGGAGCCCACUUGGGCUUCUCUCUCUCUCUCUCUCUCUCUCUCUCUCUCUCUGUCUGCCUCUCCGCAACUAGGACGUUGAGAGGACUCUCUCAAAAUAAAUAAACUUAAAAAAAAAAAAAAAGAUCUCAGUGAAGAAAUCAACGAUAUAAAGGAGAACCAAAUAGAAAUUCCAGAACUGCAAAAUAUAAUUACCCAAGUAAAAAAACUCCAAGGAAGGGAGGACUCAACCUCAGAAUGGAGGGGGACAGAGGAAAGGACCCAUGAACUUGAAGAUGUAACAGUACAAUUGAGCCAAGCUGAACAACAGGAAGUGGGGUAAAAAAAAACAAACAGGUUUCUGAAUCAUCAUGUCUUGCAGUUGAAGCAAAAAAUAUAACAUUGCUGAAUGUGAUUUUCAACAUAUCCAGAGGAAAUACUUAAGUUAUACUGCAAAUGGAUAAGGGUGAAGGAACGGAGAGGGACGUGGUACUUUUUCUACACUUGUCUCCCAACUGGUAAGCAGUGGACACCACUAGGUCUUCAUGCUGACAGAGUAAUUCUGUAUUGUGAUUUCAGCGGUGGUUAUAAGACUCUGCAUGGAUGAUAAAAUGCCAUAGAACUAUAUGCACACAUUUGCCCCAAUGUCUGUUCACUGGCUUUGAUUUUGUGCUAUGGUCGUACUCCGUUACAUGGCUUCUCUCUCUACUCUCUUUGCAACUUCCUAAGUGUCUGAAAUGAUUUCAAAACAAAAAGGAAAAAGAUAAGGGGAUUGAAGGGGCAUCUUCACAAGCAAUGGGGAACGCUUUCCAUUCUAGAGGCCAGGCGUGAAGGGAGGCAUGCUCAGAGGACAGAGGUUUGCAGACUAGAACCUUCAGUUCAGACCCAGCCUCACCCUCAAGUGACAUCACAAAGCCUCAGACGCCCCCGCCCACCACCCAGAAGUUUUAUCAAUUAAGCCAUCAGCUCAGGACUAUAUUUGCACUGGAAGCUGUUGUCCAACCUGGCCAAGCACACAUCUCCUCUCCCUGUUCAGUUAUGUCCGAGGAAAAUGGCGCCAUGCAAGCAACAGGGUCAACAGACGUGUGACUGCAGCUCCUCACCCACUCUGAGGAUAUAACAAAGAGCCGCCUGGUUCUCCUGGUGCGUAGUCAUUGAGGGAGUCUGCUCAUACCACUUAGCUCAGCCCUCUCAGAGAACCCUAUGUCUUCCUCACAACUCCCAGCCUUCCUGUGGGACAAGAGUACACUCACCACCGCCAUAUCUGACCCUGCUCGCCUAGUAAAGGUUCUCUUCUUCUUUGCACUCCUGAUGACCUUAGUCACUCUACUCAUCCUGGUCUGGAAGGUAACCAAAGACCGAGGCAACAAGAACAGAGAGCCAGACCCGAGAAAGGAAGAUACUCUGCUGGCGUGAAGGUGGACAGUCACUGCCAAGGACUCCAUUGAGGGGAAGCCUGGAGGCUCAGGAGGCAGCGUCAUCCUGGAGCCAGAACCUGAGGAGGAAGAGCUGCUUUGCGGGGGAGGUCCCCCCGGGGGGGGCCCCCCAGGGCCUCCCCCCUCCUCCACCACCACUUAUGUAAUUCACACUCAUCUUGCUGUUCUCUGGCUCAUCCAGGCUGCCAGGUUUGAAUGUCUUCUCUCUGUGGAUCUUCUAGACUGAAAUUAUAAAUGGCUCUUGAUUUCUGCAUUAACCGAGGAAAAAACAAACAAACACGUGGAGAAUUAAAAAUUGAUUACAAAGCCCACAUCUUCCUUUCUAAAUUGGGCAUGUGUUGACUCUGGGAUAUUGAAAUUAUUGGGAGCUCACAGCAUCUCUGACUAUAUAACGAAGCUAUACCAGAAGCUCAGUUCCAGAAGAUCCUUGAAAUAGAACAGCUCACCUACUCCAAAUUCUAGGUAAAAUGCUCCCUCCUCUUCACCUAAUUCUAAGAAUAAAAAGUAUUAUUGCUCUCAAAAAAUGACGGGAAGUACCAAAUACUUUUCUUUCUUCUCCCCCAUCCUCCCAACUUUAUGCGCUGACAAGCUUUAAAAAUAUCAUUUUCUAAAAUAAUAAUUUCAUUUUUAAAAAUCUUUUCUGGGUUUGGAAUGAAUUAACUCUCUUUUCAGGUGAAAUCCAAAUUAAAGAGGCAGCAUUUUGAAAAUCUGUACUCA